AUGGCUGCAAUCAUAGAGAUUGGGUCUGAGACCCAUGAUAGAGGUGAAGAGCAGGAACAAGUAUUCGUACGUAAAAGUAUCAAAUAUGUUCUGCCCAACGACUCGGUAAAAGCGUUUAUUGAUCGUAUACAAUACGAACUUCCUAUCUCCUCCUUCACGCUACCGUCUGGCGAGAUAGUUGCAUCCCAGAUGAACAAUAGUUCAUACUUUGACGACGAAUACCUGAACAUGUACAAGGGGCGUGUAGUCAAGAAUGAAUGUGCCGAGCUAUAUCGUGUGCGGUGGUAUGGAACUUCGUUCAAACCUGUUGAGAACAUGUUCAUCGAGCGCAAACGACAUCACAACUACAAACAAGUACAGAAGUAUAGCAACAAGAAGAGAUUGGACCUGCCCAAGAAGGAGAUGAACAGGUUUCUAACAGGUAAACCAAUCGAAGAGUUGAAUCCAUCGAAGGAGAAGCUCGCUAAAGACAUACAAGAAGCGAUGGUGCACUUGCAGCCCAAGGUGCGAACUCAAUACCUCAGGACAUCGUUCAUGAAGCAAAAAAACCAGGACUUGCGCAUCACACUCGACCGGGAUAUUGUGCUGUUUGCUGAGCCACAGAGUUGGGCUGAGAUAGAAGCGGCCGAUGGAACUGGACAAGGCCGAGGCGAGAAAAUGCCUUUUAGUGUUGUGGAAGUGAAAGUAGCGAUGUUUGAAGGGGGCAAGUCCGAGUGUCCCGAGUGGAUACACAUUGCUCUGAUGGAAUGCAACGCCAGGAAGAUCAAGUUGAGCAAAUACGGGUAUGGGUGUGCACAGUUCUACCCCAAACACGCCCAUCCUUUGCCGAAGUGGAAUGCCGAGGUGGCGACAUGGAGUGAUCAGUUGAACUCAAGUGCGGCUGGUAAACUACAAAAUUCUGGUGAUGUCUCACCACAGGCUACCAACUGUAUACCAAGCAACUCACCUAAAACCCGUGAAAUGCUGCGUAAGAAGUACUCCGAAAUCUGGGCUUAUGAUAACACGAGCAUACAAGAGCACUCCCAGGGCUCGUGCAACACCGUGGAAAUGUCUACAGCAGAAAUGAAACCCGGUAAGAGCGAUGUAAAACCCGGGAAAGCACCGACUAGUAAGACGAGGAAUAUUUUCAAAAAGGCCAAGCGACACGGACUCAACCGUAAAAAGUACGGAAAGACUGACGGCAAAGCGUUCAUGGCGAACGAGCGUACGUAUUUGAAUUACAUCCAGUGGACUAGUAGUUUGGCGACGUUCUGCGUAGGUCUGCUACAGCUGGCUACGGGCAGAGAGGUGUUGUAUGUAUCUACAGCGAUAGUUCUCUUUUGUGAUAUGCUGAUCAUGUACGCAACAACUCUA
Messenger RNA from Sphaeroforma arctica JP610, 1353 nucleotides. RefSeq lists its product as hypothetical. The annotation marks the transcript as partial. Lineage: Eukaryota; Ichthyosporea; Ichthyophonida. The record is from RefSeq and is a predicted model, not a curated record. The transcript has a single exon.